AAACUUAUUAAAUAGACUUGCAUGAUGACGUCAUCAAUGGUUGAGAGUGUGAAGGAGCUUUUGUUGAAUAAGUACUCUGUCAAAAUACCCUCGGUCGAGUGGCUGGAACAGUGUGUGGAGUUCGCAGUCGACGCAGCCUCUCAGAGGCCGACUGCGGAUGUUGUGACAGAGGAAGUUCUGGGCCAGUUGUUGGACUUUGAUCUACAUGAGAUGGGUGAGCCGACGCUUCCGGCGCAUGUUGCCAACUGCCGCAAAGCGGUUGUCAAAGGUCCCUUUCUAUGCCAGGUACAGGCAUUGGCGGAUGUGAGUAAGCCGUUCUAUAGACAGUACCAGGAACUGACGAGGACCUACUGCAGAGACAGCGAGGUCGGCACCAAUGACCCCGAGGAGCACAAUGGGGACAUGAACCCCACCCAGACUCAGAGCCAUACGCAAUCUCAUAGCCAUAGAAGUAGGCAUAGUAGCACUGGUUAUCAGAGACAGGAAAAUGGAAGGCGUUGUCUGAUGUUGCAGCUCACAGACGGCGUGCGGACUGUGAAAGGAAUGGAGUAUUUACCCAACCCCUCUCUGGACCCUCUCAACAUACAGCCAGGGUGCAAAGUAGUCCUCUUGAACAAAAUCCUGUGCAGAAAAGGGGUUAUGUUGCUGAGACCCGAGAACAUACGAGUGCUCGGAGGAAAAGUGGACUCUCUAAUUCCAAUCAGAACCCCACUCUACAUGUUCGCAUCUGUCCUAGGCAAAGAAGAUCAUCUGAGGAAGCUACUUGGUAAUCUCAGUGUAGGAAAUACGCAGUCCAGCAGCUUAACUUCAACUGCGAACAGUUCCCAGCAAUCGUCUUCAUCCGUGGGACCUAAUCCAGCUGUACAGCCAUUUCAAAUGCAAGCACAGAGAUCUGCAGUAGGACCCAUAAGUUACUGGAGCGUACCAUCCAGGCUAGUGUCUCCAGUGUCAAGUUCAAAUAGUCACACUCCAACAACAACGAAUAUACAAAGCACGAGUUCCGUAACAUCUUUGACUUCUACAAGUUCAAACAAUGCUCAGACUACUAGCCGUAGAAUAAAUAUAGUAUCAAAUCAAUCGACCAACGCAGUUGCUCCAAGAUCAAAUCCAGCAGCAAGCAAUGGAUCUUCAGCGAGUAUUCGGGCCCAAUCUGGAAACCAUGGCUGGGCUGAUGUGGGUGUCCAAAAUAACCGAGUACCUCAGAGGAACUACGAAGUAGUUACUCUCCCGACACGUGAAGCGAAUGCCAGAAAUAAUAUUCAGUUUGGCCUUAGUCAUGUCAAUUUAAUCGAAAAUGAUGAUGACUCUGGCGUUCCAAAUGAUGAUGAAAUUGAUGACCUUUUGGAAGAUGAUCAACAAACUAACGAAGUUCUCCAGGAAUCCUUAAAUGAUGAGGAUUUUGCUAUUCCUGUUGGAGAAAGCGAAGAAGCUUCUUCGAGGCCGACGGAAGUUAGCCCAACGACCGAAGAGCCGACAAAUAGCGCAGCUCCUACUCGAGACGAUAUUGUUCACGAACCAGUAGCCUUGCCAUCUGAGCUAAAUAUAGUGGUUCCCGAGCCAAAAACCCCAGGGCGUGAAAUAGUUGCGGAGAGAACUACAACGUCAGAAGGAACGUCAAAUAUCGUUGAGCAGACAGAAGAACGCAUUAAACCAAAGUUUACCAGUACUCCUUUUACGAAAACCGUAAGAGAAGGCCAGAGUGCUUCUGGUGUGCAGAUCAGAUCAAGUAUGGACUUCGGGUUGAAUACAAUAACGAUAGCGAAUAAAAGUCAUAGCAACUCUGUUUUGAGACGUGAUUUAGGAGAAUGUGUGUUGGCUGAUCUGAAGACCUGUCAGUUUGGUCCCUCUGAGAUCCAGAUGUCAUACACUGCACAAGUGAAGUGUGGUGUGGAGAGUGCGCUGAGUGAAUUGAGAAAUGAGAGUGGUCAAAUGUGGACACUCACAAUCCGACUCAGAGACUCCUCAGCCACUCUGGACGUGAAAAUCGCAUCACAGGUUCUGGAGGAAAUCAUUGGUUUGUCUCCUCUACAGGUGUUUGAGUGCCAAUCAUUCAUAGAAGAGGGAAGCAAUGAAGCUGACAAAAUCAAAGAGGGUAUCAAGAAGGUCCCUCAAAUGUUGCAGCAGCCUGAGCUGUCCAUGCGAAUCGUGUAUGAACACAAAAUCAAUGAGGGAGGUGUCUCUUCUAAUGAAAAGCAGUGGCCUAUAGUCACCAGAUUACAUUCCACUUGAACUUGACUUACGGCGUUGCUUUGGAAAAGUUUUGACAAAUUUUUGGAUACCAUUCAAUGCCGGUGAUUUACAAUAGGUGGCAGAUUCAAGUUAAAAGCUGGAUCGCUCUUUGUUAUACU
Symsagittifera roscoffensis is the source of this 2348-nucleotide messenger RNA. RefSeq names its product recQ-mediated genome instability protein 1-like. Bases 22 to 2229 code for a protein of 735 amino acids. NCBI's taxonomy places the organism in Eukaryota, Metazoa, Xenacoelomorpha, Acoela, Convolutidae. The transcript is spliced from 12 exons. Gene Ontology annotation, cellular component: nuclear body; RecQ family helicase-topoisomerase III complex. Gene Ontology annotation, biological process: resolution of meiotic recombination intermediates; double-strand break repair via homologous recombination. The record is from RefSeq and is a predicted model, not a curated record. Gene Ontology annotation, molecular function: nucleotide binding.